AUGGAGCAAAAUGAUACCGAUUCUACUGCUUUACAAAUCAAGCACAUUGACGUCGACAUUGUAUUUCACUAUGCUAGCUUGGAGGCUACAGCCAAUUGGGUGGUGGAACAUGAAAAUAAUCCAAACAUAAUGCCAUCAGUACUAGUCAACACCAAAGUUGAGGCUCCAAAACCUUCUCUCACAUUAGAGCAAUUGAAAGCCAAACAACAAGAGCUUAGGGAGAAAGCUCGCAAGAAGAAAUAA
Prunus armeniaca (apricot) is the source of this 243-nucleotide messenger RNA. NCBI's taxonomy places the organism in Eukaryota, Viridiplantae, Streptophyta, Magnoliopsida, Rosales, Rosaceae. The record is from the annotation of a GenBank genome assembly.